Porites lobata is the source of this 306-nucleotide messenger RNA. NCBI's taxonomy places the organism in Eukaryota, Metazoa, Cnidaria, Anthozoa, Scleractinia, Poritidae. The record is from the annotation of a GenBank genome assembly.
AUGGUCAAUUUUAUGAGGAAUACCCGGAACAACACAUGUAAGAAAACUUGGAGCUGGUUACGAAAAGCAAACUCGAAGAUACAAACAGAAGCACUUAUUUGUGCAGGCCAGGAACAGGCUCACAGGACCAACCAUGUAACUGAUAAUACGUUAACUGCAAGACGGUGUGAGUCCCCCUUGUGUAGGCAAUGUGGCGAGAGUGUAAACCAUAUUGUCUGUGAAUGUAAAAAGUUAGCCCAAAGGGAAUAUAAACAGAGACAUGACAAUAUUGCAAAAGUAGUUUAUUGGAAGUUAUGUGAGAAAUAA